This is a messenger RNA of Debaryomyces hansenii CBS767, 1659 nucleotides long. Its product is annotated as MFS transporter. The record is from RefSeq and is a predicted model, not a curated record. The transcript has a single exon. NCBI's taxonomy places the organism in Eukaryota, Fungi, Ascomycota, Pichiomycetes, Serinales, Debaryomycetaceae. Bases 1 to 1659 code for a protein of 552 amino acids. Gene Ontology annotation, biological process: xenobiotic detoxification by transmembrane export across the plasma membrane. Gene Ontology annotation, molecular function: fluconazole transmembrane transporter activity.
AUGCUAUCUUCGUUCAUUGGAGACAGUUUUGUUGGUCGAUUAGUUUAUCAUGCGUCCGGCCAUAAACUUUUCCGCUAUAAGGAAGAGAAUGAAAAUUAUACUGUACCAAACAAAUUCCUUCAUUUCAAGGCUGAAGCUAAUAAUGAAGAAGGUGUUAAAAAAGAUAAUAUAGAUCCGGUAAGUAUCAAAGAUGAAGCUAAUGAAGCUACUCUCAGCUCAUCCAAACUAGGAUGCAAUGAUUUGAUCAUUGUAGAUUGGGAAAGUUUGACAGAUCCGCAGAACCCUAAAAACUGGCCAUUAAAAUAUAAAAUUGCGAUUAUUCUGCAAGUUUGCUUUUUAAGUUGCUUCGUCUAUUUAGGGUCUGCCAUUUAUACGCCAGGAAUUGAUCAACUUAUGUUAGAUUUAAAUACUUCUUAUGUAUUGGCAAUACUACCCUUGACUAUGUUUGUUAUUGGGUAUGGGAUUGGGCCUAUGAUUUUUUCGCCUUUGUCAGAAAAUGCAGUAUUUGGAAGAACUUCUAUUUAUAUUGUUACUCUAUUUCUUUAUUGUGUUCUUCAAAUUCCUGUUGCCUUAGCAAAAGAUAUAACGAGCUUAAGCAUAUUGAGAUUUCUUUGUGGGAUAUUUGCGUCCCCUGCUCUCGCAACAGGGGGCGCAUCGAUUGCUGAUAUAUUAUACUUGCCAUACAUGCCACAUGGACUUGCAAUAUGGGGUUUUAGUUGCUUCUGCGGUAUUUCUUUAGGACCAUUCUUUGGCUCAAUUUUGGUUGUGAAAGAUGGUUGGAGAUGGACUUUCUGGUUUUCGCUUAUAUUAUCAGGGAUUUGUUUGAUUGUAUUAUCAUUGUUUCUACCAGAGACUUACGAUAAAACAAUAUUGUUUAGAAAGGCGAAGAUAUUGAGAGAAAUAACUGGCAAUAAAAAUAUUAUUAGCAAAGGUGAAAUCGAGAAUAAUGCACAUACUAAAAAAGAAUUAGUUGUGGAAAUUCUAUGGAGACCCUUUGAAGUGACUCUACUUGAGCCAGUUGUUCUCUUGAUUAACAUUUAUAUUUCAAUGGUUUACUCUGUAAUAUACAUUUGGUACGAAGCUUUUCCAAUAGUUUUUACACAAACCUACAAAUUUACAUUGGUUCAAACAGGGACAACUUAUUUUACUAUCAUGGUUGGUUCAUUAUUAGGAGCAAUAGCAUAUCUGACGAUUAUAUAUCAUACUUUCACAAAAUACCUCCUAGCUGAUAAAAGUGUUAAGCCAGAAAUAUUUUUAUUUUCUUCUAUAAUUGGUAGUGUGCUAAUGCCACUUGGAAUAUUCGUAUUUGGUUGGACAUCAAGGUCUGACUAUCACUGGGUUGGUCCAAUAUUUGGUGCUAUUAUAUUUGGAAUGAGCGCGUUAUUAAAUUUUCAAUCGCUACUUCAGUAUUUAGGGGUGUCUUUUCCUCGCUAUGUCGCAUCAGUGUUUGCUAGCAAUGACAUGUUUAGAUCUGUCAUUGCAGGGUGUUUUCCUUUAUUUGCUAGGCCAUUAUUUAAUAACCUAUCAAAUUCAUCUUAUCCUGUUGCAUGGGGUUGUACUGUAUUGGGAUUUAUUUCACUCUUAAUGAUUCUUAUUCCAGUUUUGUUCUAUAUCAACGGUCAUAAACUACGGGCAAAAUCUAAAUUUGCUGGAAGCUAG